Messenger RNA from Saccostrea cuccullata (small rock oyster), 781 nucleotides. RefSeq names its product interferon alpha-inducible protein 27-like protein 2B. Bases 22 to 558 code for a protein of 178 amino acids. The record is from RefSeq and is a predicted model, not a curated record. Lineage: Eukaryota; Metazoa; Mollusca; Bivalvia; Ostreida; Ostreidae. Gene Ontology annotation, biological process: apoptotic signaling pathway. The transcript has 4 exons. Gene Ontology annotation, cellular component: membrane; mitochondrion.
UUUAAUCGGGUAUUUCCUAAAAUGGUUAAGUUAUCUGUUAGACGUUGUUGUGGAUUUUGCUGUUUAGUUUUAGUGUUUUGUUGUUUAAUGGUCUUCACCCUACCUGGUUUUUGUCCAGAAAAUCCUAAAAAUGGAUACUGGUUUUAUGAGAAAGAGAGGGGUCGAUGUAUUUUGAAAUGUGAGAAAGGAUACGAACCCUCAAACUGUCACGUUCUACGGUUUGUGAAGGGGAGAUGGAACCAUGAAAUUCCUCACUGUAAAAAAGCUACCUGGCUUUCGGCGAAAACCGUUCUGGCGGCAGGAGUCGGGUCGGCGGCGGCAGUGGUGGGAGUGCCUGUAGCGCUGACGGCAGCAGGGUUUACUUCCGCCGGAGUAGCUGCCGGGUCAUUGGCUGCCUGGCUUCAGACUCCAUUUACGGCCGCCGGUAGCUGGUUCGCUACGUCACAGAGUGCGGGUGUACUGGGUGCGGCCGCCUCUACUAAGCUAGGAGUGGGCACAUUAACGGGGCUGGCUACACGCCUACUUUCUUCAAAAUUCUCAAACUGUGAACAGGAGUAAUAUCCGAUUAAAACCGCUGUUUACUGCUUAAACAUUGGAUUUUUUUACGGAACAGUGUCAAAUAUUAUUGAGUGGUACAUGUAAAUAUGUUUAACAUUGAAGAUAAAGCAUUUUUAAUUAUUUAUUUCGAUCAUUCUUAAAAUACAUGUGCAAUAAAGACUGUGUGAUAUUGUCACCUAAAAGUUAAAUAAAAAUUAUGGUUAUGCCUGGUAUGCAAUAGGAA